AAUAAUAAAUAAUCACGGCCGUACGACGCCAAUAACCAGAGAGUGAAGCUGUGAAGCCGUUCUCCAUCUUCAGACCUCCCUUGCCACCCCGACACCCCGUGCUACGCCUUUCCUCCCUACACCCAAAAUCGGCCAUCUGAGAGCUCCUCAAUCCGACUGUUCAACGACCCACCAUCUACAGACGAACAACCGGCACCACCUAAAGCCAACUGGCAACCGAAGACCCACCCUCUACAGGGAUUUAAGAUAAUAAUGUCUGCAAAUAGUGAUGCAUCUAGUGGACCUCCAUUAUGCCACUGUGGAGUUCCUGCUGUUUUAAGAGACUCGACAAAUGCCAAUUUUCAUGGCUGUGUUAACCAGGAGAAACCUAGUGAUUCUGAUUUUUUUGAUUGGGCUGAGCCCGAAAUGUGCCCUUAUGGAAAAAGAUUGGUGGAGGGGCUGAAGGACAAAGAAGAGGGAAUGUGGGCUGAAAUUGAUAGAGUUGAAAAAUUGAUGGAAAUAGAAUUGGCAACAUACAAGGCGAAUAUGGAGGGUCAAUUUGCCCAAUUCCGGGCUAGGGCGUUAGAGUUGUACCAAACUAGGGAGAAAUUGUACAAAUUUAGGGAGAAGAUGUACAAAUCUAGAGAGAAGAUGUACCAGAUUGCCUUAGUUAUUGUUAUUUUGCUUAUGUUAUUUUAUGUUAAGAAAUGAUUGUUGUAUAACUCUUGACACAACUGCAACAACUUCUUUUCAAAUUAUCUAUUUGAUCUGUUUUCUUACAA
This is a messenger RNA of Alnus glutinosa, 761 nucleotides long. RefSeq lists its product as uncharacterized. The transcript has 3 exons. The record is from RefSeq and is a predicted model, not a curated record. The coding region runs from base 253 to 690 and encodes 145 amino acids. Lineage: Eukaryota; Viridiplantae; Streptophyta; Magnoliopsida; Fagales; Betulaceae.